GAAUCUCAGGGUUCUCGGAAUCGACACCGGAGCUCCGGCGCAUCCAUCCCCGUUCCGGUAACAGCACCAUUUACCUGCACGACGGCGGGGACAUGCGUGCCACCGUCAUCUUUUCGGAGCUUUCUCUUCUGAAGCGACUGUCUUACCGCUUGAACGCAAAUCUCUCCUUCGCGUCGGAGACAUGGCCGGCGGCGGCAUCCGUGGACGAUCCCGACGAGCUAGUCUCAUACUCCGACGUUCCGAAGCCUCUGCGGAGAAAGUCGGAGAGGAAGGCGUAUGUGACGCCGAUGAAGGUUCUGAUUGAGAGGGCGAAGAAGGAGAGAGAAGCGCGAAAGAAAGAUCCUUGUAGGGUUUUGGAAGAAGCUCCGGAGAACGGGUUAUUGGUUCCAGAACUGGUGGAGGUGGCUCAUCGUGUCUAUCAAGCUCGCAGGUCUCUCCUCUCCGGUCUGAGUCAACUCGUCCGAGUCAUUCCCGUCCUGCGCUGCGAGCUCUGUAAUGAGGUUCACAUUGGUUAUGUUGGUCAUGAAAUUCGAACAUGUAAUGGACCAAAGAGUUAUUCCCGGAAUGCAACCCAUGUUUGGAGAAGGGGAGGGGUUCGAGAUGUGGUCUUCUUCCCAAAAUGCUUUCAUCUUUUUGACCGUGUUGGUAAGCCAAGAGUAGGACAUGAUGAGAGGUUCAGUGUUCCUCGUAUCCCUGCCAUUGUUGAACUCUGUAUACAAGCGGGUCUAGACCUUGAAAAGCAUCCCACUAGAAGGAGAACAAAACCUGUAUAUUGUAUCGAAGGAAGAAUUGUAGAUUUUGAAUCCGUUGUGAAGGAGGAUGAACAACAACAUCACCUUUACCCCAAACUAGUUGGGGUCGGGGAGGAUGAGACUAAAAGAAAAUGUUCCUUAGAUGAUGUCAAACUUUUUGUGGGUUCAUCCUCUAUGUUGACCAAGCCUUUAGAGAAGGUCCGGAAUUUAGUGGAGCACAACAGCCAUCUGGAUCAGUUGAGUGGUGAAGAAAGGAGCAACUUAAGGGAUUUAAGUAAACAGACACUGGACUCAUGGUUUGAGAUGACAUCAGGUGCAAAGAAGAUCAUGGAGAAGUAUGUUGUGAAUACUUGUGGAUAUUGUCCUGAGGUCCAGGUCGGUCCCAAGGGACACAAGUUGAGAAUGUGCAAGGCUUCAAAGCACCAGUCUCGGAAUGGUUUACAUGCAUGGCAAGAGGCAACAAUAGAUGAUGUUGUGGGUCCAAAUUAUGUUUGGCAUGUUGAGGAUCUGAAUGGGCCUGCUCUGAAUAACAAUCUGAAGAGAUAUUAUGGCAAGGCACCAGCUGUGGUGGAACUCUGUGUGCAUGCUGGGGCUCCCGUUCCUGAUCAUUAUACAAGCAUGAUGAGAUUAGAUGUGGUUUCCCCUGAUCGAGAUGAAGUUGACCUUGUCGCCUGAAAUGACAUCCCUUUUGAAGAUAGAUUGUAUAUGUUCGAUCAACAUUUGGAGUUCCCAUGGAUGAAAUCUUGGACUUUGAGUUUGAUCAAAUCUGAACUUUGAUGUCCUUUGCUAGUUUUUCUGUUGUCUGAUUAUAAGUUGUAAAGCAUGUAUCAUCAUAUCCAUACAUUCUCAAUAAUAGUUGCCAGCUUAUGUUAUCUUCAGUAAAGAUACACAGAUUGAAGUACAAGUAUUGCAUUAUGGGAUCCCAAAUUGGGUUUAGCUCAAACUGUGCAGUUUCUUGCGAAAUAAUGUCGACACUGGAGUUGCUUCUAUAAAGACCUAGUCCAAACUUCAAUUCAUAUAGAUCAAGGUUCUUGCUGCCAGCAUCAAAAUAAGCCUGAAUCGCCAAUUUUCUGCGAGUCCAAAAGUCUUUCAAGCUUACUAUUGGUAGAGUCUUCUCUAAAAGCUUACUUCCUCAACUAGUGGUGUCAAAGUAAAUGCUAAUUUGUGUUAGAAUUUCUACUAACCAACAUAUAUGUUGAAUUUAAAGACGAGUGGUGGAAAGGAGCUUUAACAAGAUUCCUAGCACUUGUUUAGUGCGGGUAAUUGUUGCUGGCAAAGGUAAAAUUGUUGUAGGAUCCUCUCAUUCCAGGCAGGCUAUUAAAACCUUCUCUUGUCAGGGAAAAUUUUAGAUUACACUGAUUAGAAAGGUUUUAUCAGAGGAGCUCAUUCAGAUUAUUAUUUACCUUGUUGUAUAUUCAAAUAUAUUCUAAUUAAUUAUUUCUUCCUUUGUCUUGUAUAUAUAAAUAUUCAUUUUUAAUGCAAAAU
Molecule: messenger RNA, 2237 nt
Organism: Gastrolobium bilobum
Lineage: Eukaryota; Viridiplantae; Streptophyta; Magnoliopsida; Fabales; Fabaceae
Product: APO protein 3, mitochondrial
Exons: 2
Coding region: 93-1427 (444 amino acids)
Molecular function (GO): RNA binding
Source: RefSeq, a predicted model, not a curated record